Messenger RNA from Ailuropoda melanoleuca (giant panda), 1481 nucleotides. RefSeq names its product purine nucleoside phosphorylase (gene PNP). NCBI's taxonomy places the organism in Eukaryota, Metazoa, Chordata, Mammalia, Carnivora, Ursidae. Gene Ontology annotation, cellular component: cytoplasm. Gene Ontology annotation, molecular function: purine-nucleoside phosphorylase activity. The record is from RefSeq and is a predicted model, not a curated record. The coding region runs from base 148 to 1017 and encodes 289 amino acids. The transcript has 6 exons. Gene Ontology annotation, biological process: nucleoside metabolic process.
GGACUCCGGGCCGGGAUAUAACCCCGCCGCGAGUAACUGUGCCUUCGCUGUGCACACCGCUCCGGGCGAGUGUGGCUCCGCGCGGCGCUGCUCCGCGGACCGGAUCCGCGAGGCCAAGGGCGGGCUCCUCGAGAGGGCGGCGGCACCAUGGAGAAGCGAUAUACUUACGAUGAUUAUCAGAAGACGAGCGAAUGGCUUCUGAGCCGCACCAAGCACCGACCUCAGGUGGCAGUCAUCUGUGGCUCUGGGUUAGGAAGUCUGGCCGGUAAAGUAACUGAGGCCCAGAGCUUUGACUACAGCGAGAUCCCAAACUUUCCCCAGAGUACAGUGCCAGGUCAUGCUGGUCGACUGGUGUUUGGGUUCCUGAACGGCAAGGCCUGCGUGAUGAUGCAGGGCAGGUUCCACAUGUACGAAGGCUACUCCAUCUCGAAGGUGACAUUCCCAGUGAGGGUUUUCUUCCUCAUGGGUGUGGACACCCUAGUGGUCACCAAUGCAGCUGGAGGACUCAACCCUGAGUUUGAGGUCGGAGAUAUCAUGCUGAUCCGUGAUCACAUCAACUUACCUGGCUUCAGUGGUGUGAACCCUCUUAUAGGGCCCAAUGAUGAAAGGUUUGGACUUCGUUUCCCUGCCAUGUCCGAUGCCUAUGACCGGGAUAUGAGACAGACGGCUCACAGGGUCUGGAAAGAGAUGGGGCAGCAGAGGGAGCUAAAGGAAGGCACCUAUGUGAUGCUGGCGGGCCCCUCCUUUGAGACUGUGGCAGAGUGUUGGCUGCUGCAGAAGCUGGGAGCAGAUGCUGUCGGCAUGAGCACAGUGCCGGAAGUUAUCGUUGCAAGGCACUGUGGACUUCGAGUCUUUGGCUUUUCCCUCAUCACAAACAAAGUCGUCUUUGAUUAUGAAAGCAAGGAGAAGGUCAAUCACGAGGAAGUACUAGAGGCUGGGAGACAAGCUGCACAAAAGUUGGAAGAGUUUGUCUCUAUUCUUAUGAUGAGUAUCCCACCACCUGCCGAAGUCAGCUAACCAGCCCUGCAGCAGUCCAGACUCUCCCCCAUGGGAUCCACAUAGCUACUACCUGCUUCGGCCCCUUGCUGGGGUCCCGUGCCUCUGCCCUUCAGUAGUAGGAGAAGGGGGAGGGAGAUCCUUAUCCUUCACCUUCCCCAUUUCUCUCACCAGACCCCUCUUGUGCUGGCUCUGCUUUUGCUCAGUUAUCUCAAAGCAGUUAUCAUCCCCUGCCCCCCGCCCCCCGCUUCUUCCCCAAGAGCUAGAGCCCGAGCCCUGCCGUGUCUGUGCCCUGGGUGUCACUUGCGCUGUUGAACUUGGCACAGUAGCUACUGCUGUCCUUUUGAUGGAACACUUUCACAUUCCUGGGGACCGGUUCUGCCUCCUCCAAAGCACUAGAGCCCACACAAGGGCCAGGCCGAUCCAAUACCCCUUGGACUUUUGUAUUUCCCUAUUUUGAGAAUAAAAAGAAGGAUGAAAUAAUA